UGGCACUCUGAUUGGUGCAUUCGACUAGAGAGCCUGGGUUCAAAUUUUCAACGGUACUGAAUGAGUCCUGCAGCGGGUGUUCCGGGCGCUAGGUUGUCAGACCGAGAAGGUGAUCUGUUGAGGAGAGUGAAAACCUGCUCUUCUGUGCUACGGCAGGGGACAAUGUCACAAGUUAAAACUUCUUAUUCCUAUGAUGCUCCCACGGACUUCAUCAAUUUUACCUCUUUGGAUGAUGAGGAAGAUACCCAAAACAUCGAUUCUUGGUUUGAAGAGAAGGCCAAUUUGGAGAAUAAGUUUCCUGGGAAGAAUGGCAUAGGAGGGCUUUUUCAGGGCAAAACCCCUCUGACGAAGCCUAGUCUUCAGCAAGCUAUCGUCACACCUUUGAGAUCGGUUGACAACACUUACUACAAAGAGGCAGAAAAAGAAAAUUUGGUGGAACAGUCCAUUCCAUCAAAUGCUUAUUCUUCCUUAGAAGUCAAAGGAAACACGUCAAAAAAUACUCCAGUGCAGCCACAGAGAAGAUCUACUAGACUCUCUGCUCAAAAGGAUUUGGAACAGAAAGAAAAACAUCAUGUAAAAAUGAAAGCUAAGAGAUGUGCUACUCCUCUAAUCAUCAAUGAAAUUCCACCCUCCAAAAAAAUGAAAGUUUCUAACCAAAAAAAGAAGCCAGAGGAAGAGGAAGAAAGCAGUGCCCAUCAAGAUAGUUCUGAAAAACAUGAGUCUUCCCCAGAGAAAGCCAAAGGCAGACAUACUUGGUCUUGUAUACCACCUGCGAGGCAGAAGAUUCUAAAAAGUACUGAGGAGCAAGAGUUGGAGAAGAGAAUGAAAAUGCAACAAGAGGUGGUGGAAAUGCGGAAAAAGAAUGAAGAAUUCAAGAAACUUGCUCUUGCAGGAAUAGGGCAACCUGUGAAGAAAUCAGUGAGCCAGGUAACCAAAUCAGUUGACUUCCACUUCCGCACAGACGAGCGAAUCAAGCAGCAUCCUAAGAACCAAGAGGAAUAUAAGGAAGUAAAUUUUACAUCUGAACUGCGAAAGCAUCCUCCAUCUCCUGCUCGAGUGAGUAAGGGGUGCACCAUUAUUAAGCCGUUCAACCUGUCCCAAGGGAAGAAAAGAACAUUUGAUGAAACAACUUCUACGUACGUGCCCCUUGCACAGCAGGUUGAAGCCUUUCAUAAACGAACCCCUAACAGAUAUCACUUGAGGAGCAAGAAGGAUGAUACUCUGUUACCCUCCAAGUCUGCCGUGGUCAAGAUAUCCAGAGACCCGCAGACUCCUGUGCUGCAAACCAAACAGCGCACAAGGCCGGUGACCUGCAAAAGCACAGCGGAUCAGGAGGCUGAGGAGCUUGAGAGACUGCAACAAUACAAAUUCAAAGCACGGGAACUUGAUCCCAGAAUUCUCGAAGGUGGGCCCAUCUUGCCCAAGAAACCACCUGUGAAGCCCCCCACUCAGCCUAUUGGCUUUGAUUUGGAAAUUGAGAAAAGAAUCCAGGAGCGGGAGUCAAAGAAGAAAUCAGAGGAUGAACACUUUGAAUUUCAUUCCAGACCUUGCCCCACUAAAAUCUUGGAAGAUGUUGUGGGUGUUCCUGAAAAGAAAGUGCUUCCGAUCACUGUCCCCAAGUCACCAGCCUUUGCAUUGAAGAACAGGAUCCGAAUGCCCACCAAAGAAGAUGAGGAAGAGGAGGAGCCGGUCGUGAUAAGGGCUCAACCUGUGCCACAUUAUGGGGUGCCUUUUAAGCCCCAAAUCCCAGAAGCAAGAACUGUGGAAAUAUGCCCUUUCUCUUUUGAUUCUCGAGACAAAGAACGUCAGUUACAGAAGGAGAAGAAAAUAAAAGAACUGCAGAAAGGGGAGGUGCCCAAGUUCAAGGCACUUCCUUUGCCUCAUUUUGACACUGUUAACCUGCCAGAGAAGAAGGUGAAGAACACAACUCAGAUUGAGCCUUUUUGCUUGGAGACCGACAGAAGAGGUGCUCUGAAGGCCCAGACUUGGAAGCACCAGCUGGAGGAAGAACUGAAACAGCAGAGAGAAGCAGCAUGCUUCAAGGCUCGUCCAAACACCGUCAUCUCCCAGGAGCCCUUUGUCCCCAAGAAAGAGAAGAAAUCCCUUGCUGAGGGCCUUUCUGGUUCUCUAGUUCAGGAACCGUUUCAGCUGGCCACCGAGAAGAGAGCCAAGGAGCGGCAGGAGCUGGAGAGGAGGAUGGCUGAGGUGGAAGCUCAGAAGGUGCAGCAGUUGGAGGAGGCCAGGCACCAGGAGGAAGAGCAGCAGAGGGAGGAGCUGGCCAGGCUGCGGAAAGAACUGGUGCACAAGGCAAAUCCAAUACGCAAGUACCAGGGUGUGGAAGUAAAGUCAAGUGACCAGCCUCUGACUGUGCCCGUUUCUCCCAAGUUCUCCACCCGCUUCCACUGCUAGCCUCAGCUGUGGGCUGCAGUGUUACGGAGCCCGUCACCACGAGGGUAGAAGCCUCGUUCACACAACCGCAGAGAAGACGGCGCGGACUGACGGGGAGCCUCGCAGCAGCCCGCGGCGCGCUUUGGGACGGAGCUGCUGCCGCGGCGCGUCCUGCCCUCGCCAGUGCCGGUAGUAACAGGGAAUGCCGUGCAGUGCACGUUUGAGGUCCUCCAAUAAACUGGAGUAGAAUAAAUAUGUUUGUCUUCCCCUCCCUGAUUUUGUUACUUGACGUUUUUAAUUCUGUCAAGCCCCUUUGGAGGUCGCACCUUAUUGGGGAAAUGGGUACUUUGAGAGGAAGAGGGUCCAGGAACUUUGGAACUUUUAAAAGCACAGGCUCUGUUCUUCUAGGAAAAUGCUUUGGAACUUUUUUCUGUCCUUCUAUACUUUGUUAACUCCCUCCCAGGAACCACUGCGGAAGGCACUCCUGUGUGUUAUGCCUUCAGACGGUCCUGUGCCUUCUUCCCUAAAUGUGCCUUUUCUCAUCUGGUAAACUUCCUGAUAAGACUCAAGUAAAAUCCUCAUAAAUCCUUCCCUGGCCACCUGAUCUCCUCAGGUAAGGAUGGUCACUUCCUUCUCUGUGCCUCCCAAAUGCUUCUUGGAUGUAUCUCUAGUAGAACACUUAGACUGCCGAGUUUCUUGUUCUUGUUCACAAACUAGUAGAGACCCAGAUACCUAAAAUUUUCUUAGUCAUCUCUAUUUUUUGUAGCUGGCACAGAGUUCGCUAGGUCCAUGUUAGGUAGUGUAUUUUCUUUUAGACUUGACGAUAUUUAUGAACUCUACUCCCUACUAGUUAUCUACUCUUGUGCUAAGGACUAUAAAAGCAUGCAUAUUCUGCCCCAGGCCAGUCCUAGGCACCAUAAAGACAGUGAACCUAUCUUAUAUUCCUUUUGUUUAUUCAUUCAGUGAGCGUUAUGAACAGGCCAUUGUGGAGUCGGUUAUGGAUGAAUGAUGACAAAGCCAAGACAUGACUUGCAGAUCCCUAAGCCUCCUGAAGGUCCACAGACUGAUGGAAAAUACAGUUUCUUCUGUUCAUUUCCUGGAAGUCUAGUAUUCAGGUCUAUAACAACUUAUGUAAUUCAUUUAAUAAAUAUUUAUUUGGUGCUAACUGUA
Messenger RNA from Suricata suricatta (meerkat), 3558 nucleotides. It is a transcript of the gene TPX2, whose product is annotated as TPX2 microtubule nucleation factor. Gene Ontology annotation, cellular component: spindle; microtubule. Bases 61 to 2409 code for a protein of 782 amino acids. The transcript has 18 exons. NCBI's taxonomy places the organism in Eukaryota, Metazoa, Chordata, Mammalia, Carnivora, Herpestidae. The record is from RefSeq and is a predicted model, not a curated record. Gene Ontology annotation, biological process: regulation of mitotic spindle organization; activation of protein kinase activity.